GAAGCUGCUGAACGGAGACAUCCUCAGGGUGUUGUCUAAACGAAAAGGAAGUAGCCUUUGGACUCUGCAGAGCAGCAUGAACACGGGGGGAUCGGACUAUUCUGGAUCCGAACCAGCUGCCCACGGCGGGUCGUCCAGACAGAGCUCCGUUGUGGAGCGGCUGUCCAGAUAUGGCCUCCCGGUGCUUCCCGGAGCCUCCCAGCGCAGGUCGCGGCUGCAGAGGCAGCAGGAGGUCUGGGACAGCUCCGCUCCGGAGAGAGCAUCGAUCACAUCCGCCACGCGCAAACACCAUCUGAAGCAGCUGCUCCUGGGUCAGUCGUCUCACAGCGGGCUCAGCUUCUGCUCUUCGCACAGGCCGAGCUCGUCAGAGUCCCAGCAGGACGCGGACUGGGCUCUGUACCCGAUGGAGCACGCCUGGAUGCUGUCGGCCGCGGAGGGGAACUACGAAACCCUCCUGGACUUCGUCUCUGAGGAGCCCAGUCUGCUGACCAGGCGGGACUUCAUCAGCGGGUACUCGGUCCUGCACUGGCUGUCCAAGAGGGGACAGGACGAGACUCUGCUCAAACUCCUGCGGUACACGGAGAGCGCGGGGCUCCAGGUGAACGUGAACCUGCGGGGCAGCGGGGGGCUGACGCCGCUGCACGUGGCCAGCAUGCACGGCCAGUUCCCGGUCAUCAAGCUGCUGGUCGGAGCCUUCGGCGCCGACGUGGAUAUCAUGGAUUACAACGGGAGGAGAGCCUGGCAGUAUCUGAAGGAGGACGCCCCGCAGGCGAUGAAAGAGCUGCUGGGAACGUGGGACGACGAGCACGGCGAUCGAUGUGCGCAAAAUCUAAACAUUAACAAUAACUGCGCAUGCGCAGUGAACCUGAUUGCGCCCGAGGUGGAAGGAGGGCCUGAAGAACAGAACCACCUGGAGCGAAAGAGGAAGGGCAACUGGACAACUGGGUCUUUCAAAAAGCUGUGGUCCUCUUUUUCAUUUCAUGGAUACAAAUCCUGAAAUUAUGUUUAACUUUGUCUCA
Molecule: messenger RNA, 1019 nt
Organism: Nematolebias whitei (Rio pearlfish)
Lineage: Eukaryota; Metazoa; Chordata; Actinopteri; Cyprinodontiformes; Rivulidae
Gene: sowahd
Product: sosondowah ankyrin repeat domain family d
Exons: 1
Coding region: 77-997 (306 amino acids)
Molecular function (GO): protein binding
Source: RefSeq, a predicted model, not a curated record